AUGUCGAAACUGGAACAGCCCGCCUGGUCGGAAGCAUCGAUCCCCAGCCACGGCAGCCCCUCGAGCCUCUGGAAUGGCCGUCCUCCAUCCACCAUGGACGGCGAUGCCGUUACCACCGCUUCCACCUCCAACGUCAGCACUCCCAGCCGAGGCCUGAACUCCCUCGAUGCCAAGGACAUUGCGGCAAAUGCGCCCGUGUUCACACCGUCCCCACUGCUCCCGCACGACGGAUCCGCCUGGUCCAUGCCAAGGACCGGCUCGCUCACAUGGGCAAACGACCUCGCACCAAGGCCCGCCGCACCCGCUGAGCUCGUCGCCGAUGCGGCUGGCUCGAGUCCGAGCGCCAUCAAGCGUCUUGCCAAGCAGGAGCGAUCCGAAACCAUGCUUGCCCAGCCCCCUUCUGCCGCAGCCAAACAGGCGCAGCCCGCUUCAUCAACAGCAGCUGACGCUGACGCCUCUUCGCCCAAUCAGUCCUCCAGCCGCAUCGCAAAACCGGCCGCACCCGUCCCCAAGCGCGCCCCCAUACGCUCAGCCACCCUCGACCCGAGUCAACUGGCCGGCAACAGGCGAUCCAGCAGCGAUGAUCUCGACGAUGCCGCUGCGGAAGACCAGGAGCUCGUGGCCGAGAUGGACUCGCUCAGCAUUGUAACCAACGAGGCUGCACCCGACGCAGGCCCAGCGCCACCGCAGCACGACCUCGCUUCUUCCGGCUACCACUCGCCUCCGGCUUUUGUGGGAGUGGGGCAUGCACAUCGCGCUUCGGGCUCCUUCCCACCGCCUCCCUUCGGCCCUGGUGAAGGGUUCAUGCAUCCCUCUUCGUAUUUGCCGGGCAGCGGGGCACGCUCUCCCGAUGUCUACGCGCACGGCUACGCCGGCAUGGGCCACAUGUUGCCGGGUAUGGCGCCCAUCGACAUGUCUGGCUACGAGUCGUACCGCACCACGCCCGAUCCGUAUGCGCCCACCAUGCCCGGCCGAGCCAUCUUUGCGUCGCCAGGCUCGCAGGGUUCCACACCGCAGAGUCCGUCGUUCGGGCCCGCGCCGCUCGGGCCGCACAUCAACCCGAUGCGCAACGGCGAGGCACUCUUCUAUCCCGGCGUCAUCCCAGGAUUCGGUCCACCACCGCCCAUGGCGGGAGGCAUGGCAUCGCCAGUGCGCCACGUAGGACCACCUGGACCUUCGCAUUUCGGUUUUGCCGACGCGCGCGCUGCUCAGCUCGGCCAGUCGCCAAUGAUCGCCCCGGGCAUGCCCAUGCCGAUGGGUGGCAUGAUGCCGCCAACCAGCCCGCCCAUGCCACCCAGCGGGCCGGACAGCCGGCAGUCGCCAAACCUGGCGCAGGCUUCGCCCUACUCGCCCGUUGACCACCGCAGAAUGGGCUCGGCAGGGUCCGAGCCCUUUGGUCCUCCGCUCCUGGCCAUGUCGCCUCGCCCUCCAUUUGCGAUGACGGGCCAGGCGGGGCCGUUUGUGCCGGGUCAGCCGGGCAUGCAUGGCGUGAUCGGCGGUGCGCCGAUGCACGGUUCGGUGAUGGCGUGGAACGGCCGCUUCGACCACCGUCGCAUGCCGACGGGCCCGGGCGGCAUGAUGGGCCCCGUGGGCGCGUUCGGAGGCAGCCCGGUGGACAUGCAUUUCGCACGCAACGGGCCGGGUUUCUACGGUGCGCCCUACGCGCCUGGCGUCGGCGGCGGCGGUGGAGGAGGUGCAGGCGGAGCAGCGACGCAGACGCGAAGUGCACUCUUGGAAGAGUUCCGCAGCCGGCACUCGAAGAAUCGCAAGUUUGAGCUGGCCGACAUCUACGGCAGCGUGGUGGAGUUCAGCGGCGACCAGCACGGCAGCCGGUUCAUCCAGGAGAAGCUGGACAGCGCGAGCGCCGAGGAGAAGAAGACGCUGUUCGACGAGGUGCUGCCGCACGCGCGCCACCUCAUGACGGAUGUGUUUGGCAACUACGUUAUCCAGAAGAUGCUCGAGCACGGCGACGACGAGCAGCGGGCGGUGCUGGCGCGCGAGAUGGAGGGCAACGUGCUUGCGCUCUCGCUCGGCACGUACGGCUGCCGGGUGGUGCAGAAGGCUUUCGACUACAUUGCGCCCGAGCAGCGCGAGAAGCUAGCCAAGGAGCUCGACGGCCACAUUAUGCAGUGCGUGCGCGACCAGAACGCGAACCACGUGGUGCAGAAGGUGAUCGAGCGCGUGGAUGCGGGCGAGGUGGGCUUCAUCCCCGAGGCGUUUGUGGGCCACGUGGCUGGGCUGGCGAGCCACUGCUACUCGUGCCGGGUGCUGCAGCGUGCGUUUGAGCACUGCACCGAGGCGCAGGCGCGGCCGCUGCUCGACGAGCUGCACCACGAAGCGUAUGCGCUCAUGCAGCACCAGUACGGCAACUACGUCAUCCAGUGGGUGCUGCAGCGCGGCCAGCCGCACGACCGCGCGCAGGUCAUCGCCAAGAUCCGCGGCAACGUGCUCACGCUCAGCAGGCACAAGUUUGCGUCCAACGUGAUCGAGGAGGUCAUCCGCACGUCGUCCGCCGCGGACCUCGAAGCGCUGGUCGACGAGAUCCUCACGCCCAAGGCUGUGCCGUCGGCAGGUGCGGAUGGCGACGCAGCGCAGCAGACGACCAAGAUCGCACCCGCGGUGUUGAUGAUGAAGGACCAAUUUGCCAACUACGUGCUGCAGCGCUUUUUGGAGAAGGCGGAUGCGGCGCAGCGUGCGCGGCUCGUCGAGGCGGUGCAGCCGAGCCUGCUCAGUGCAAGGCGGCUGUCGAGCGCGCACCAGACCAAACACCUCGUCGCCAUCGAGAGGCUCAUCGAGUCGCUGGCCGAGCAGACUGCCACGGCGGAAACAGCGACCGCGCCGUAA
This is a messenger RNA of Moesziomyces antarcticus, 2844 nucleotides long. RefSeq names its product ARM repeat-containing protein. Gene Ontology annotation, cellular component: cytoplasm. The coding region runs from base 1 to 2844 and encodes 947 amino acids. The transcript has a single exon. Gene Ontology annotation, biological process: nuclear-transcribed mRNA catabolic process, deadenylation-dependent decay. Gene Ontology annotation, molecular function: mRNA 3'-UTR binding. The record is from RefSeq and is a predicted model, not a curated record. Lineage: Eukaryota; Fungi; Basidiomycota; Ustilaginomycetes; Ustilaginales; Ustilaginaceae.